AUGGAGCUCCCAGCAGUUGCUCAAUUUAUCAAAACGUACUACCCUAAAGUCACGGAUUAUCAGAACGCCCCGAAGCUUCUACUGAUUUCUUGGGAUCAUGGACUCAUUGAAGAUGAGUUUGGAGAAGUCUAUGAAGACUUUGACGGCCUUGACGAGGAUUCGAUGGAGGAUGUUCUGACAGACAUCACGCUCCUGGUCCGUCUGCGCGCGCAUUGCCCCACCUUUACUGCCAAAUUCGUCUCCCGCCGGGUACUCGAAGACGAUGUGCCGAACUGCCCAUGCGGUGAUUGUGGACAUAGUAUUCAUUGCGCAUGCGAUGACUAUUGCGAUCACGAAGACGCUUUCGAUAUAGCACGCUUGGAAAUGGAGGAGAGCUAUCGGUACUUGAAGGGACUAAACACAUUUCUCAGUAACAGCAACAAUUCCUGGCUCAAGAUCUUCCGCGACACCGUCCGUGUAGGUACUCUCGUGGAGUUCACUUUCGACAUCAACACUCAACAUCCCACUAUCUUCAUUCGCUUCCCUCAAGGUUGCGCUCCUAAAGGAUUUCAUUUGAAGAACAUGUACAGCUGUUCUCUAGUCCUUCUCGACCGCUUGGGUAUGUUGGAUCUCGAGCACUACGAGCUACUUGACUAUGUUAUCGGCGAAGCAACUGGCAAAUAUACGCGUCAUGUGGGCGGACAUGGUUUACAGGUACACUACAACCAGAUUCACUUUGAUGGACGUACCAUCGCCAGCUGGAAGAAAGGGAAGGAGGCUAAGGCAUCGACUCCCUAG
Molecule: messenger RNA, 777 nt
Organism: Alternaria postmessia
Lineage: Eukaryota; Fungi; Ascomycota; Dothideomycetes; Pleosporales; Pleosporaceae
Exons: 1
Coding region: 1-777 (258 amino acids)
Source: RefSeq, a predicted model, not a curated record